AAAAAAAGCUUACAAAUAUUUUAUAAAUUUAAUUCCAACUCGAAAUUCAAAGCAAGAGUAUUCAAUCAUUAUUUCGAUAUUUCAAUAAAAAAUAUGGCAUUUUUAAAAAAUUUAUACCUCUUCUUAGCUUCUAUAGCUAUUUGUUCGGUAAAUGGAUUCCACAAUUCAGCAAUUUUAACUGAUGUUGGAGAAAUACGAAAUACGACAAAUGGUGUAUGGGAAAUAACCUGUAAAGUUUUAAGUUCUCAAAGAAAUGUUAUAUAUAAUAUAGAAACACAGGGUUCAGAAGUAAGAUACAAUUCCACUGAUAGUUAUCCAUAUUAUAUGUACAUAAAUUCAAAUGACCUACAUUACUAUUUUAGUAUAAAGAAAUUUAGAAGUUAUUAUCAAAGUGAACCAGUUGUGUUUAGUAUAUCCCAUGCGGAAUCAAAUACUAAUAUUACUUUUGAAAUACAAGCAACAAAUGUAACAUUACGUUUCAAAAAUUCAACAAAUGAGUAUAAUGAUUUCGUGGAUCAUAAAUAUGUUAUAUUGCCAUUAGAUUCAAAAACUGGUUUCUAUAUACAACAAUUUAAGAAUGAUAUGAUAGGUUUAGGUCACACUUAUUACGGUCGUCUUAUAACUGCUUUCGUAAGAAAUGCAACUUCGGAAUUACAAUUGAAAAUACAUAAUCAAUUUUCUGCUCCUGCAGAAUGGUACUUGAAUUCAACUGAAAAAGCAAUGGAACGAAUUCAUGUUGAUAGAUAUAAUACAUACUGUUGGGAUUCAUCAAAUAAAACUAAUAACGAUACCGGUAAUAAUAAUAAGACCGUAACAGAUUUUACAAUAAUGAUUGAUACACAAUAUAAAUUUAAUCAAACAAUGAUGUUAGAUUUAUACAAAUUGAAAUUUUUGCAAGAUAAUGAAGUAACCAAAGAAUAUCUUACUGAAUAUUUCUCUGAUAUUAAAGACAAUUAUAUUAUGAGUAAGGAAUUGCACAAAAAAAUCUUAAGAAGUAAUCGUUUAAGCCGUUUCGAAAUUACUGUUAAAAAUAAAUAUUUAAAAAAUAAUGUUUUCCUACAAAUUAGAGAAAUGUAUUUUGAACUUGUCAAAUCAAUUGAAUUUAAUUUGAGUAAAUUCAAAUAAGUAGAAAUGUGUGUACGCAAUAUGCACUAAACACUUUAUGUAAAAAAAGAUGAACAAAAUUUUCAAAAUUAUAUUUUAUUGUGAAAUAAAAGAAUUGUAUAAGAA
Molecule: messenger RNA, 1230 nt
Organism: Condylostylus longicornis
Lineage: Eukaryota; Metazoa; Arthropoda; Insecta; Diptera; Dolichopodidae
Exons: 3
Coding region: 94-1125 (343 amino acids)
Source: RefSeq, a predicted model, not a curated record